UGCGUGCUUAACGGUCUGGAACAACUUAAUGCAGGUUGAUGACCAUACUGCCGAGAUGGCAAGCCAGAUCUGACAGUUUCACACAGUUAUAGUGAUUGUUAGCAUGAAAAUCAUCAAGGAAAUACUUAACCAUCAGAGCAACCGUCAACCCCGCUUUUAGCGGGAUAGAGAUGUGCAACCAAUGAAUUUUAGAUGCGUCUGAUCACAUAAGCGAUUGGUGACUGCAAGUUGCAGAUGUUCCAACUGUCCAUGUUCCUCCGAGUCUCUCGUCGUUUAGCCAGCUCUGGGGCGACACCUCGAUACGAGAAAGGAUCUUCAGAGUAUUGUACGACAACAUUCCGCAACAUGACCUCAGCCGAAAAGCAGUUUACGGUCGCGAUAGUAGGCGGCGGAAUCGGAGGCCUCGCGCUGGCUGCAGGGCUCUUGCGCCGCAAUGUGCCUGUUCAAAUUUAUGAAGCCGCUCCCGAGUUCAAAGAGAUCGGGUUGGGUUUGACGAUAGGGCCUGCAGCUCACCGUGCAAUGCCCUUGAUUGAUCCGCAGAUCCGCGAGAUAUAUGAUUCGCUCAUCACGACCCAUGCGGACAGUCCUGGGUAUGAGCGGUUCAAACAGACCUGGUUUGAAGUUGUCUGGGCGUCAGGUCCAAAAUCCGGCCAGACUCUCAUGGACUUAAAGGCCUUGCCCUCGGGGCAAACCACUGUACGGAGAGCGGAUUUCUUGGACGCCUUGGUUGGGCUGAUACCAUCUGAGAUUGUGCACUUUGGAAAGAGGUUGAUCAAGCUAGUUGAAUCGCGGACCGGGGUGGAUCUGUACUUUGAAGAUGGUACCUCUGCAACAGCGGAUGUGGUGGUCGGUUGUGACGGGAUCCAUUCAAAAGUCAUGGAGUUUAUGCUACCGGAGGAGUAUGAGCAAACCAUUCCACGGUACAGCGGAAUGUACGGAUAUCGCGCAGUCUUGGACAUGGAGACGAUGGUUGAAGCGGUCGGUGAUCACCGUGCUCGAGUAGCGACCAUGUAUGUUGGAGAUGGUGCAUAUGGGAUUUCGUAUCCCAUCAUGCGCGCGAAGAAGGUCAAUGUAGGUCUCUAUGUCUUGCACGAUAAGUGGGACGACGAAGCUUGGGUUCGCCCGGCUAGCAAGGACGAUAUGCGGAGGGACAUGAAGCAUAUGGGGGCAUAUGUCAAUCGGCUGGUCAAGUAUAUGCCGGAUCCCUCGCAGUGGGCCAUAUUUGAUCAUCCGCAUUUGUCCACCUUUGCGAGAUCGCGUGUAGCGAUUCUCGGGGACGCGGCUCAUGCUUCCACUCCACACCAAGGAGCAGGAGCAGGACAAGCAAUUGAGGAUGCACAUGUACUGGCAGAGCUUCUUGGGGAUGCGAGGGUAAUUGAAGCAAGAAAUGCCCUUGCAGCAUUUCAGGCAUACGAUGCAGUACGACGGCCGCGCAGUCAGAGGGUGGUAACCAGCAGCAAAGAGAACGCAUACAUGUUGUGCUUACGCCUGGAUGGAGUAAAAGAUGACGAGGAAAAGUUGAGAACAACUUUUGAAGAACGGUUACGGUGGCUUUGGGAUAUUGAUAUCCAGGACCAAGCAGAGAGGGCAAGGCGGAUCAUGGUGAAGCAAAUGGAGCAGAUACAAAAGAGCUCGAAUUGUGUAUCAAGAAGCGAGUGA
This is a messenger RNA of Aspergillus novofumigatus IBT 16806, 1659 nucleotides long. Its product is annotated as putative salicylate hydroxylase. The coding region runs from base 235 to 1659 and encodes 474 amino acids. The record is from RefSeq and is a predicted model, not a curated record. Gene Ontology annotation, molecular function: FAD binding. The transcript has 3 exons. NCBI's taxonomy places the organism in Eukaryota, Fungi, Ascomycota, Eurotiomycetes, Eurotiales, Aspergillaceae. Gene Ontology annotation, biological process: secondary metabolite biosynthetic process.